UAAUAGAGACCACCAGUGUCACACAGAUAAAGCAGAAUGAUCCAGCACUGUGAUGACAAACUUCUCAUAUUUAACCUGCUGCUCCUCAUGUCAGUCUUGGCAUGUGAGAUGGAGAUCUUGACUUUCACUGCACAUGAAAGAGGGAAAGUUGAGAUACGGUGCCCAUACGAACCUAUAUAUGAAGAACAUAAGAAGUAUCUCUGCAGAGGAGAAUGUCCAAGACUGUUUAAAGAUAAACCUGUUGAAUCUGGAUCAACACCUCAAGAUACAAGAUUCUCUCUGACUGAUAACAAAAUGGCUCACAUCUUCACCGUCACCAUCACUGAUCUGAGAACAGAGGAUCAAGGCCAAUACUGGUGUGGUGUAAAGACAGGAUUUUUAAAGUUCGAUUAUAAGAGAGAGAUUUACCUGGAAAUUAGAAGUGUGUCCCCAUUGUCUGGUGUGACUGGAAAGCAUGUUGAUAUUCCCUGCCAAUAUGACAGUGAAUUGAAGAAUGAUGUCAAAUUCAUCUGCAAAGGAAGUUAAACGUCCCUGUGUGAGAAAUCAGCUAUCAAAGUUUCAUCAGAGAUCAACAGUUAUGGCCGAUUCACUCUGAGUGAUGAUGCAUCAGCAAGAGUUUUUACUGUGACCAUCGUUGAUCUGACAGAAAAUGAUUCUGGGAUAUACUGGUGUGGAGCUGUACAGAGAGGACAAGGGCACAAAAACAAGUGGAUUUCAGUCACUGAUCUGAAAAUUUCUGCUGUUACAUCAGAGAGGUUGUCACCUAAACCAACCAUAACAACAACAACAGUUUCAUUUCACACCAGCAAACCAGUAACAGCAGAAACUGCCUCCAGCAGAGCCGUCACAUCUUCGUUAUCUUUCACUAUUUCACCCUCACCAUCAGCAUCAUCUUCAGUGUUAUCUCCUUCCUCAUCAUCUGCUAAUGUGUCACCAAAACCACAACCAGGUUCUACAGCAGUCAUCAUGGUGAUCGUCAUAGGGAUACUGACAGGGUUUGGUUUCUUAUUGUUCAUAUACUUAAGUCGAAGUAAAAAGAAAGAAGGUAACUGUCCUUCUCACAGCCCGACUGAGAAUCUGCCCAAUGGAGAGACAGGAGAAACUAGAGAAGCCACACAUACGGUCUACGAUUAUGAAAACAUCGGUAACACACUUGAUCAUCCUGACUAUAGUGUGGUCCUUCCAGCAUUUGCUGAACAUGACACUUCUGUUUAUGCUCUAGCACAAUUACCCAACAUCCCCUCUGACGAUCUCAACUACUCCAGCAUCAAAUUUACAGCUACACCUCAUUCAGACAAGACAUCUGAUGGGCAGAUGUCAUGCGACUAUGCAACUGUUAGACCAUAAAACUGUGGACAUUAAUAGAGACAGGUUAAACCUGAAUGCUUUUCACUUGCUUUGUGAGUGUAAAUCUGUGGCCUUGGUAUUGUUUUGGAUAAAUCAGUAUUGGAAACAUAA
This is a messenger RNA of Labeo rohita (rohu), 1458 nucleotides long. It is a transcript of the gene nilt79, whose product is annotated as CMRF35-like molecule 8. NCBI's taxonomy places the organism in Eukaryota, Metazoa, Chordata, Actinopteri, Cypriniformes, Cyprinidae. The record is from RefSeq and is a predicted model, not a curated record. The transcript has 6 exons.